This is a messenger RNA of Siniperca chuatsi (mandarin fish), 2470 nucleotides long. RefSeq names its product polymerase (RNA) III (DNA directed) polypeptide D (gene polr3d). Lineage: Eukaryota; Metazoa; Chordata; Actinopteri; Centrarchiformes; Sinipercidae. Bases 931 to 2097 code for a protein of 388 amino acids. The record is from RefSeq and is a predicted model, not a curated record. Gene Ontology annotation, cellular component: RNA polymerase III complex. Gene Ontology annotation, molecular function: DNA binding. The transcript is spliced from 9 exons. Gene Ontology annotation, biological process: transcription by RNA polymerase III.
CAAUUCUGAGGUCUUCACUCAUCUAUAAUGUCCUUACGUUUGGUGUCCACAUAUAUCUCAAUAAGUCUGGAACUUCUAUGUGUCUUACAUGUUUCAUGUAACUCAAUAUGUACACACGUACAUGGACUGAUUCUUGGAUAGCUUCCUCUGUCUGGUGACUAGCAUGCUGGGAGACGUUUGUAAUCCGGCCCUCCUCAGUGUCACACAUACGGACGGACUGUGGGGAAGUGAUCCCUUCAGGACAAGCGCCAGCUAGCAGAGGAUUUGGAUCCAGGCCCAAUUCUCAGUGGGAUCUAUGUCAAUUGACAGGUCUGAGAAUAGAGCCCGGAAUGACUGGAAUAGUUUCCACAAUGCAGAGUAGAAUUACAUACAGUAGACCUGUAUGUACUUGAUGGCCACAUCAGCAGAUGUGAUUUUACAUAAAUCUUUGCAGCUAACAUACUGGUGUAAUAACAUGUUUUUGUAGAAGUAGCACCUAAGUUAAAUAUAAGGAAUUUUGCUGUAAAAUGAAAUGGAAUGGGUUUUACUGGCAGGUCUGAAACAAUAUUAGAAGACCGCAAAAUCACAAGACUUAGCUGAUUGGUCAGGAGAGUAGAGAGGGUGGAGUAUACAACAUGACAUCUUAACUGAAGUGGUAUAAAUAGGAACCUGUGCCACAUUCUGCGGGCAAAGAGAUGACUUGGACUACAGACAACGACUUGCUGCUUGUUUGUAUGUAAGAUAUAAAAAUAUUUGAAACUAAUACAUUUUUCUUGUGAGAUUAUAGUUGCAGAAUUGCACACAAAGAGAGACUUUUAAUGUAUAACAACAAUGAUUUUGCAGUACAUUUUUUUCCUUCUAUUUUCUAGAACUCCAGUCUAACAUUGAGGACAAUAUUCCCGUCACUCAACACCAGACUACCAGUAUGGAGAUGUCCAGUACAACUUUAGGAUGGCAGAUUCGGGCUCAAGUGACUCCAGUGGUCAACGUUUGCCAAGUCCUGGAGGGAGCAAUAUAGGACUGCUGAUGGGCCGCCGGCCACCCGCCGCCAUCUCUACUGGCCGUCUCCCCUCAAUGCGUUCUAGAGACCUCACCCUGGGAGGAGUGAAGAAGAAAACUUUUACACCCAACAUUAUCGGCCGAAAAGCCAAAGAGGAAACAAAAGUUGAAGGUGGACAGAGGAGAGACAGGAGGGAUGGAGAUCGAGGUCGAGGUCCGAGAGAUAGAGGCAGGGGCCGAGGUCGCCCAGAAGUCAUCCAGUCCCACUCUAUUUUUGAACAGGGGCCCGCAGAGAUGAUGAUGAUGAAAAAGAGAGGAGGCUAUGAAAAUGAGAGAGAUGCUCCGGCCAUCGGACCGUCACCCAUCAUCAAUAUUAAAAAGGAGAAGAGAGAGACUGAGGAAGAGACCAAAGAGAUUCUGCGCAAGCUGGAGCGAGAUAAUUUUAUAGACGAUCCCUUCCUGAGGAGUGAGCAGAGUAGCUGCCCUGUCCAGCUUCCCCUUGCUGUGUCGGGAUGGGGAUUCAAGGAGGAGUUUACUAACGCUUCUGUUAAAAUUGAGAAGGUAGAGGAAGAUGAUGAACCCAUGGAACCUGCAGUUGAAGUGAAACAGGAGCCAGAGGAAAUCGACAUAAAGAAGUCAGAGGGAGCUUGCAGGCCUCCUCCUCUCCCUGAGCCUGAAGUUCUGCCUGACCUGCUGCAUAGAUGGAGUCUGAGCAAAGGGGAGGAGCUGUUCUUCAUGCAGCUGCCGGACUCGCUGCCCGGCCAACCCCCCACCAAAGAGCACAGGCCGGUGAAAACAGAGGUGCAGUCAGAGGACGGACAGUCUGUGCUUCUGAAAACAGAGUCUCAGGAGGAGGAACCUGAAGACAACAACUGCAAUCUGAAAGACCUGCGGGAGGGUGUUGUAGGAAAAAUGCUUGUGCGGAAGUCUGGCCGGGUACAGCUCAUACUGGGACAAGUGACACUUGAUGUGUCUCUAGGAACGUCAUGCGCUUUCCUGCAGGAGCUGGUCUCUAUUGGUACUGAGGGAAGAACGGGCGACUUGACUGUAUUAGGGAAUGUCAAACACAAAAUGGUUUGUUCCCCAGACUUUGAGGCUCUACUGGAGAGCAGCGCUUGACGCUCGUCAGAGCAGUGGAGGAAUGAGCCACUUCAAGCCUGACAGGUGGAUGCACUUGUGGUGGCUUGUGAUGUUGACAAGAUGUCCACCGUUACUAUGGACUAUUCCCUUUGGAAACUGACAUCCAAUACAAGUACGAUGGCCAUUGAUUGUGCUUUUGUGUUUUCAGAGUGGCAAUAAUAACAUAUUGAAAAACACUAUCUAUAAAUAAGGUUUUAUUUACUUCUUGUGGAAUAGGCAUAUUAAUUCAGGGUUCAAAGGUUGAAUGGUGUGCCAAAAUUCAGUACUGUUUUCAUUUCUCUGUCUGAAAUUACUUGACAAGACUGUACAUGGAUGUAAAUGUGUGAAUAAAAAAGCUUUUGUUAUUCCAGUA